Triticum aestivum (bread wheat) is the source of this 1253-nucleotide messenger RNA. RefSeq lists its product as uncharacterized. The transcript is spliced from 4 exons. The record is from RefSeq and is a predicted model, not a curated record. The coding region runs from base 372 to 1253 and encodes 293 amino acids. NCBI's taxonomy places the organism in Eukaryota, Viridiplantae, Streptophyta, Magnoliopsida, Poales, Poaceae.
AGAAACGCGAGAGAGAGAAAGAAACAGGCGGCGGCGGCGGCGGCGACGCGAGGAGCGCGCGCUCGACGACGGCGCAAGGAGCGCGAGGAGCUCGACUGCCGCCACCGCCACCACCGUUUCCAUCUCUUCUCGCUCCUUCCCACCUCCCCCGCCAGCAGUCAAGUGAUCUAGGGUUUACGCGUCCGCCACCGCCGCCACCUCCGCCCCUCCCGUUCUCCGUCGACAGUAUCAGACGGAAUCGCAAGGUCCAGCGCGUCCUCAAGCAUCCGUGGGUAAGCAGUGGUUGGAGGUGCGUGUCGCUUGUGAGGUCAGCGGGGCCCUGACGGUGGAUCUCAUUUGGGUGGUCACCUGUGACUGGUGAGUUCUCAACCAUGAAGCUGCUAGGAUUGUUUAGGAAGGUCAGCUCGUUAGUUGGACAACGGGUGCAAUGUUCUCCAGUGGAACGUCUUUUAUCAUGCUCCACAAGGCGCAUUUCUAGCUUCGCAGAUUGGGAUUCGGGUCCUGUGAACAACAGAGUGUCGAGCUAUGAGAAGUGGGACGUGCAUAUUGAUUUUGAAGGGAUUAAAUACAUCAGGACAAAGUUCUUUAAGAAAAACAUAAGAUAUUACAAUCUUAUGAAUGUGCUGCUUGACAAUGGGUAUAGUUUUUUAGACUACCUAUAUUACAUGAGAUGUGGUGGAAUAGGAUUGGAUGGUUUUAAACUGCUUGACAGCCAGAUUAAGGUGGAUGAAAUGCUUAAGCAAUACCAGGACAUCAGGAGGAUAACAUUGUCAGUUACUAAGGGCAAGAGGCAGCAGGCAAUUGUUUUGUCUCCAGCAAAGAAGGGAAAGAGAAAGGCAGCAGAACCAAUUCAAAUAUAUGAUGAAGAAUAUAUCAGUGAUCUUGAUAUAGUGUUUGCAGUAAGUGAAAAUGGUGUGGCCCAUAAGGAAUUUGGUGAUUAUGUUGGUUCAAGUUCAGGCAGAGGCACAAAUGAAAAUUUGUUCCUGGCCACACAACAAAGUGUAAAUUUCCAGCCCAUCCAAACUAUGCCACCUCCUGACAGGGCCAAUUAUGCAGACAUGGAUGACAUGGAUUUGGAUUCAGAAAGUGAGGAUGAAAAUAGCUCUAAUGAAGAUAGUGCAGACCUGCAGUCAACUGUAGCAGAUAUGAAGAAGGCAGCACUGCACUUUGAGGGUGACACAGACCAGAGGACAUCUAUGAUGUUCCCGAGGAGCAGGAAGAGGAAGAGCACAGUGAACAAGCUCCAAAUGUAG